This is a messenger RNA of Ceratitis capitata (Mediterranean fruit fly), 4304 nucleotides long. RefSeq lists its product as uncharacterized. Gene Ontology annotation, cellular component: nucleus. The record is from RefSeq and is a predicted model, not a curated record. Gene Ontology annotation, molecular function: RNA polymerase II cis-regulatory region sequence-specific DNA binding; DNA-binding transcription factor activity, RNA polymerase II-specific. Bases 1740 to 3770 code for a protein of 676 amino acids. The transcript is spliced from 3 exons. Lineage: Eukaryota; Metazoa; Arthropoda; Insecta; Diptera; Tephritidae. Gene Ontology annotation, biological process: cell fate commitment; regulation of transcription by RNA polymerase II.
ACUGCCAUUGCGAAGCGAAUCCCUUUUAUUUUUGGGCACCCUAUCGAACAAAUUUCUAACAAUUCAUUCGUUUGUUGUAAUAGCAUGCAAACAUUUCUACAGGAAUUUUACACAUGCAGCAAGAAACAAAAAGCUACAUUAUAUUGUACUUGUGCGCUUACCAAUAAUUUAUUUGUUGUACCCCUUCACUGUUCGUCACAAUCACUUGACGUUUCGCUAAAAUAAUCAGAAUUACAUAUGUGUUGUUUCGAUGGCAUUCCUUACAACGUACACUACGCAACGGCGGAUAAUACAAUAAAAAACGGACUGCAGUUGUAGUUUCACUUUCGGUGAAAGAGUACCACGCUAUGCUCUGAACGCAUUCCGUGUACUUGUGAUUGUGUUACACGUAUCUUACUAAAGUCGCUAACCAGAUACUCAGUCAUUUGAUCGUACAGUAAAUAUAGUGCUUAGAUGGUAUGAUGACGCGGCUAGCUAAUAUGAUAGAGGUGAGCACUACCGGUUUUAUUACAAAUUACUUUAUACAUACGAAUGAAGAAGUAAACAUAGGCAAAGUAGCCAAUGAUUGUGUUAUGAAAAAAAGUAUUUAGUAACACCGUUAUGUACAAAACUCGGUUUAUAAGUAGUUAAAUCAUAAAUGAGCAAAUAAGUUAAGCAGCAAGGAAAAAUAAAAGAAAGCUAAAUAAUAUAUAUCGUUUUCAAAUAUUUUAUAUAUGGAAGUAAUUGAAGUGAAAAUGGUACUAGGAUACACUGAUUAAAAAUUCAUUAUAAUAAUAAAAAUAUAGGUAAUAUAAAAAAUAAAUUAAAUUAAACUCUGUUGACAUAGUACCUACGUUGUGUCAAAACUAAUCAACCUAUUUAUAUUAAAACAAAAAUAAAACUUUAUGUUGUGCAAAUAUAUACUCAUAGUCUAAUACAAAUAGUUUGAAAUAAAAAGAUUAGAAACUUUCUGAAUAAUAUAUUUGGGGGCAUGUAUAAAAUCGAUCAAAACGAGGUGGAAAAUGCCAUCAACUCGGUCUCAUUUAAGCUUAUAUACUAGUACUCGACUCGUUAACUCAUGAUUAAAAAAAACUAAUGUUAAUCUCAAGUUUGAAUAUAAUUAAUAUUUGAGCUUCUCAUAAAAUGCAUUACACAUGCAUCAAAAUCAUUCCGAUAAGCCUGAAGACAGUGAUUGUGAAUCGUACCCGGUCCCAUGUAAUUUAAAGAUGGGUUAGUUGUACACCAGUAGUGACAUAGCCUGUUUUUCGGAUUGCAGAUAUAUAUGUAUGUAUUCCAAUUAAUAUGUCAAUUGAUAAAGUUUAAAGCAUUCUUUUUUUUUGUUAUCAAGUUUAAGAACAUAAUUAUUUUAAAUCAAAGCCAGUUAGAGCUUCCUAAAUAAGUAUUACUGCGAUGAGCUUGGAUUGGAUAAAUGGAUCAUUGGGUAACGAUCAUAAAUACCACAUCUUGAAAAUAUGCGGAUCUUUGCGUUAACAUUCAGUAUCUGUAAAACUUGCUGCGGGAAAGAAGAGAAAAUUACAUUACUGCAACGCAACUCUAACAAAAACUCGAGCAUAAAGUCACUUCACUUGUGUAAACUAUAAUAAUUAUACAUUAUUUGCGUUAACAUUCAAUAUCUGUAAAACUUGCUGCGGGAAAGAAGAGAAAAUUACAUUACUGCAACACAAACGCUAACAAAAAUUCGAGCAUAAAGUCACCUAAGUCACCCCUGUCCCAAUUGCAUCAUCAUCUAAGCAGUAAUAAUGCAACCAAUGUGGCCCACGGCAGCCGUUGCUGCUGCUCAUAUUCAAGCAGCUUUAGCUGCAGCCGCUGCUGUUACCAAUGAAAAUAAUAGUAAAAACACCGUUUGUUCAAUAAGCUGCGAGGUUACAAAGGUUUCCACUGCCAGUACUAUUGCAGGUAUCAGAAAGAAUAAUUAUAAUCUUGGUAAUACCAGUACGAAAAAGUGCAUGACUGUUACAAAGUUAUUAAAUCAUGCUGAUAGUAGCUUAGCGGUUAUAAUGCCCUCUUCUACUUUGAUGCCAAUGUUACCAUAUUCAACCGAUGUUGGUGUUACUCCGCCAGAGUCUCCCAUAAAUCAAUUUUAUUCUAAAUAUCAGGAGUCAUCCUUAGAUGUGGACGAUACUAUAAGCUCAAAUGGACCGUCUGAAUCGCUUUCAAAUGAUAUAAGCACUUAUGCCAGUGACGAAAGAGAGCAAGACAAUGGGUUGGAAACAGAUACACCAUUGAAUUUGACAACACAUAAAUUUUUACAGCGCUCAUCGCUGCCAUGCUUUACAACUAGCUCACCUGGAUUGCAACAACAGCAACGCGAAGUAUUGACUGUAAUGCCUUCUUCUUCUCCGAUAUUAUGGUCAGCACCAGCAGAGGUAUUUUCUACAGGGAAUGGGACAAUCAAGGCCGAUGAAAAUGUAACUUCCCUGCAGUUAAACGAUUCCAUAAGAAUAGCAGCAGCUGCCGCAGCUGUUGCAGCAGCAGGUUUGCCAUGUCAGUUCUUACCAUAUACUAAGCAUCAAUUGAAAAAUCGAAUCAACGUAACAGCUGGUGCUGCAACAAUUGAAUGUAUAUCGUCUUGUAGUGAUCAGAUCCGCUCUCAUUCCAAUAAUAACGUGUUUUCAGAAACGGAUGCAAGCUUACUAGCUUGUCGGAUGUGGAGCGCGGCUGUUAAUGGAGCAGAAGAAGUCCCAAGUCCUCCAGUUACCAUAAAUAGUCAGCAACAUCAACAGUUAUAUCAACAAUCGCCAAGCUUAGCUCCUAUAGUUCAAUUACCCAGCCACUGUAGUCCCGAGAGUAGUAGUAAUGAAGAGGAUAUGGCUGGGAAAAACAUGCGCUUACCAAACACAAGCCAACCAAACGCCGAUUCUAUGCUAAAAUGUACAGAAAAAAAGGGUCAAACAAUUGUAGAGCAGUUGGAAUCAUUAGCGCCGCAACAGCACCAAGAAAAUAAUAUGCACAAUUCUAGUAUAAAGGUGCAUAACUUGUCUGUGCAUGGACAGUCAGUACUUCAAAAACAUCUGCAAAAUAAAGAGAUUCUUAAUACAUCAGAAUCCAUUGACAUAAUAUAUGAUUCGGGCAUUAAAACCAAAAACCCUUCACAAGCGUCAAAUAAUGCACAUUUACAUAGUAACGGCAAGCCUCAUAUUAAACGGCCUAUGAAUGCUUUUAUGGUGUGGGCUAAAGAUGAACGGCGAAAAAUUUUAAAGGCUUGUCCAGAUAUGCAUAAUUCCAAUAUAUCUAAAAUACUUGGGGCACGCUGGAAGGCUAUGACCAAUUCCGAUAAACAACCAUACUAUGAAGAGCAGUCUCGUCUAUCAAAACUACAUAUGGAACAGCAUCCGGAUUAUCGUUACCGGCCACGUCCUAAACGAACUUGCAUAGUAGAUGGUAAAAAGAUGCGUAUAUCUGAGUAUAAAAUUUUGAUGCGCAAUAGACGCGCUGAAAUGCGCCAAUUAUGGUGUCGUGGAAAUAAUAUUUCAGGAGGGGCUACUACCAUCAAUACAUCUUCCAACGGCACUUUGCCAAUUCUUAACGGGCCAGAAAUAGCUGUUGGAAACAGCAUUGCAACUACCUAUCAUAUUCAAGAUAUUAACACGGUGAAAUCAACGCUGGACGUGACUCAACUAGAUAAUAAUGUCAUUAUAGAUGGAGGUGCAGUUACGAAUGGAGUGACGUCGAGCAAAGCAAGUUACUAUUACCCGCCGAACGGUAUGUCACCUUCUGGACUUUUAUCUGAAGGUAACACUCCCAGCUUCAGUUCUCACGACGAUGAUUGAAAAAUACUCGUAAAAAAUAGCAUAUAUAAUUUAAUCAAAAUAUAUUACUCAGUCAUUUGAUUAAUUAAUUUGAACAAACCGUGUGCCAUUCGCAAUACUUAUACAAAGACCAUAAACAUUUAUACAAAAAUGCAUAUGUACAUACAAAAAUAUAUAAGUCUGUAUAUACAUUCAUUCGUGCGUAAAUACAUAUUAUAUACAUAACCUCUUCGGAUAUACCCAAGGUUUCUUUUUGUUAAGUAAUUUAUUUAGUCAAUGUAUUAUUUUUUACAAUUUCAAAACGCUAAUGUUUUAUAUGUUCAUCUUUUAUAUACAAAUUGAGUAUGUAUAAAAUUUUAAAUUUAAAAAAAUUGCUAAAAUGUGUCUCAUUUUAAACUUGUAUCAAACGAUUUUGUGCCAUAUACGAGAAGUAGUAGACUAAAUAAUUCAGAAUGUUAUUCGAUUAUAAGCACCUUGAGUAGUAUAUCUCAACGCAAUUUAAAUAAAAUGUGAAAAUAAAAGCAUCUAUUAUAUCUUCUAUACAUAAACAUAGAA